AUGCGGCGUGAAAAGGCCCAGAUUCAGAGCCACAUGGUGGCAAUGGAAGACCGGCAGAGGUGGAAGAACAUAAAGAUAAGGGGCAUACUGAAACAGAUCAGCACAGCCGAAAUACCACACUUAAUUAGGAGACUACUCACUCACCUCUUCUCUUCUACACAUGCCAAACUGAUGGCCCUGGAUGGCUGCUUCAGGCUCUCAGCAUCCCUGUUACACUCCCCCGAGGUGAAUGGGGACAUCAUUGUCCGCUUUUAA
Messenger RNA from Pelobates cultripes (western spadefoot toad), 255 nucleotides. Lineage: Eukaryota; Metazoa; Chordata; Amphibia; Anura; Pelobatidae. The record is from the annotation of a GenBank genome assembly.